This is a messenger RNA of Rotaria sp. Silwood1, 1143 nucleotides long. The record is from the annotation of a GenBank genome assembly. NCBI's taxonomy places the organism in Eukaryota, Metazoa, Rotifera, Eurotatoria, Philodinida, Philodinidae.
AUGUCGUUAAAUUCAUCAUCUGAUGAUGAUAAUGAUGAAAAUUGUCUUGAUCAAAAUAAUACUGAAAUUCUUACGAUACAAAAAUCUUUAAUUUAUAAACAUCCAUUAUUUCCUGUACUUACUCAUGUACUUGAACAAUGUGAACAAGAAACACGUAAUCCAUCACUUUUAACAAUAAAAGAUGAUUGUCAAACACCACCAUUAUCAUCAUCAUCAUCAUUUGAAAAUAAUUUAAAAAUAUUUUUAUCAAAAAAUAAUGAUAUAUUAACAAUAACUCGAGAUAUUAAUGAUUCAUCAUCAAUGAUUGAUCAAUUAUAUAUUGAUGCUAUGCAAGUACUUCGUAUUCAUUUACUUGAAUUAGAAAAACUUAAUGAAUUAUGUGAAGAUUUUUGUCAACGUUAUAUUGCUUGUCUUAAAGUUAAAUUAAAUCCAAAUAAUAUUUUUAGUGAUGAUGAAGAAGAUGUUAAUGAUGAUAAUGAAUGUGAAGAUUUCGAAUCAAAUAAUGAUGAAGAUUUUGAAUCAAUAGAAGAAAAUGAUGAUGAUAAUUUUAUGUUUAAUCAACAACAAUUCAAUAAUAAACAUUUGUUAAAAGUACAAUCUUACAAUAAACAAACAGUACCAACGAAUGAUAUAAAUUCAAUAUAUAAUCAACAUACAACACAAUUUAAUGGUCAAACACCAUUUUCUCAAAUAAUUGCUAGUGGUUCUUCAUCAAUUGUCAACUCAUCAUCAUCAAUUUUAUUCGAUUCAACUUGUACAAAACAACGAAAAUCAUCAACAAUUGUUUCAUCAUCAUCAUCAAAACGUAGUAUUCUACCAAAAAGUGCCACAUCAAUUAUGCGUAGUUGGUUAUUUCAACAUAUCGCUCAUCCAUAUCCAAGUGAAGAUGAAAAACGAGCUAUAUCAAAUAAAACAAAUCUAUCAUUAUUACAAGUUAACAAUUGGUUUAUAAAUGCACGUCGUCGUAUAUUACAACCAAUGCUUGAAACAUCAAAUCCUAAUUUAAUAAUAAAUAAAAAGAAAAAACGAUGUGAUACAAUAUUAGAUGAUAAUCAUCAUCAACAUAGACAUAGUCGACAAAUGUCAUAUAUCAAUCGUUAUUGGCCAUCGAAUUUAAUUCAAUUCGAUAUGAAUAAAAAAUAA